GAGAGAGAGAACAUGAGUCAGAUGAGAGAGGAGUGUGAGGGAGGGAGAGAGAGUAAGGCAGUGUCAGAAAGCCAGAGGAGGGAGGAGUUGAGAGAGACAGAGAGAGUAGGGCAGUGUCAGAAAGCCAGAGGAGGUAGGAGUUGAGAGAGACAGAGUGAGUAGGGCAUUGUCAGAAAGCCAGAGGAGGUAGGAGUUGAGAGAGCCAGAGAGAUUAGGGCAGUGUUAGAAAGCCAGAGGAGGGAGGAGUUGAGAGAGACAGAGAGAGUAGGGCAGUAUCAGAAAGCCAGAGGAGGGAGGAGUUGAGAGAGACAGAGAGAGUAGGGCAGUGUCAGAAAGCCAGAGGAGGGAGGAGUUGAGAGAGACAGAGAGAGUAGGGCAGUGUCAGAAAGCCAGAGGAGGGAGCGGAUAUAGAGAAUGAGGGAGGGGUAGAGGAGGAGUUAGUGUGUGAACGAUGAAGGGAUAGCCUUGAUGAAAUCAACAGCUUGUUCACUGGUCGGACUUUCCCAAGACUGCAUGGUGGUCUGCACGUCUCACACACUCCCCGUCGGACACACGCACGGCUGUAGCCGGGACUAACGACAAACACCACGGGUAGAUGAAGAAGCAGAGAAGAUGACGUUGUUUGGGCUGGACUGUGCCAAGAAGAAAGAGAGAGAGUUGGAGAGGAAACUGAGGGCAAACGACAGAGAGCAUAACCUCUCCUUCAGAUAUGCGACCAAUGCCAUUAAGACGUCCAAAUACAACGCGUUCACCUUCCUGCCCCUCAACCUCUUCGAACAGUUCCAGAGAAUAGCCAACGCUUACUUCCUCAUUCUGCUGCUACUCCAAGUGAUUCCUGCCAUCUCCUCUCUGUCCUGGUUCACGACCGUAGUCCCUCUGGUCCUGGUGCUGUCUGUGACGGCUGCCAAAGAUGCUACCGAUGACAUAAACCGCCACCGGAGUGACAACCAGGUGAACAACAGGAAGGUCACAGUGCUCAUGGAUGGAGAACUACGGAGUGAAAAAUGGAUGGCCGUUCAGGUGGGCGACAUCAUCAAACUGGAAAACAACCAGUUUGUUACGGCAGACCUGUUGCUGCUCUCUAGUAGUGAACCUCUCAACCUGGUCUACAUAGAGACUGCUGAACUGGAUGGAGAGACCAAUCUAAAAGUGAAGCAGGCUCUGACAGUAACAGGAGACAUGGGAGACAAGAUCCACAGCCUGGCUGCUUUCAAUGGGGAGGUGCGCUGUGAGCCCCCCAACAACCGGCUGGACCGUUUCACAGGAACAUUGACAAACGCUGGUCAGAAAUACUCUCUGGACAACAACAAGAUCCUGCUGAGGGGCUGCACCCUCAGGAACACAGAGUGGUGCUUCGGACUGGUGCUGUUCGGAGGUCCAGAGACUAAACUGAUGCAGAACUGUGGGAAGACCACGUUCAAGAGGACCAGCAUCGACCGCCUGAUGAACGUGCUCGUCCUUUGUAUCUUUGGCUUCCUGGCGUUCAUGUGCAUGAUCCUGGCCAUCGGCAACCGGAUCUGGGAGCAACGCUGGGGGUCAGAGUUCACGGCCUUCCUGCCCAGACAGGACGGAGUCGACACUCCCUUCUCCUCCUUCCUCACCUUCUGGUCCUACGUUAUCAUCCUCAACACCGUCGUACCCAUCUCCCUCUACGUCAGUGUGGAGGUCAUCCGUCUGGGCAACAGUUUCUACAUCGACUGGGACAGGAAGAUGUACCAUGCCCGUAGUGACACCCCGGCCAAGGCCCGGACCACCACGCUGAACGAGGAGCUGGGUCAGAUCAAAUACAUCUUCUCUGACAAGACCGGAACACUCACUCAGAACAUCAUGAUCUUCAACAAGUGUUCUAUCAACGGGAAGUGCUACGGAGAUGUAUUUGACUACACUGGCCAGAGAUUGGAGAUCAACGAGCACACAGAGACAGUGGACUGGUCCUUCAACCCUCUUGCUGACCAUCAAUUCUCCUUCCAUGACCACUCCCUGGUGGAGGCUGUAAAGCUGGAGAAUGUGGAGGUCCACUCCUUCUUCAGAACACUGGCCCUCUGUCACACUGUUAUGGCUGAGGAGAAGACAGAGGGUGAGUUGCUGUACCAGGCCCAGUCACCUGACGAAGGUGCUUUGGUAACCGCAGCGCGCAACUUUGGCUUUGUGUUCCGCUCGCGCACGCCAGAGAGCGUCACUAUCGUAGAGAUGGGUAAACAACGCAGCUACGAGCUGCUCGCCAUCCUCGACUUCAACAACGUCCGCAAGAGGAUGUCCGUCAUCGUGCGGAGUCCAGAGGGGAAGCUGUGUCUGUACUGUAAAGGAGCAGACACCAUGGUCUAUGAGAGGCUGGACCAGUCCUGUAGCAAGCUGAUGGACGUCACCACUGAACACCUCAACGAGUAUGCUGGUGAGGGCCUGCGGACCCUGGCUUUGGCCUAUAAGGACUUGGAUGACGAGUAUUUUAGCAGGUGGAAACAGCGCCACCAUGAGGCCAGCACAGCCCUGGAGGACCGAGAGGACAAGCUAGACCUGCUCUAUGAGGAGAUAGAGAAAGACCUGGUGUUGCUGGGGGCUACAGCCAUAGAGGAUAAGCUCCAGGAUGGUGUGCCACAGACCAUCGAGCAGCUCGCCAAAGCUGACAUCAAGAUCUGGGUGCUCACCGGCGACAAACAGGAGACGGCGGAGAACAUUGGCUACUCGUGCAACAUGCUGCGUGAGGAGAUGAACGACAUCUUCAUCGUGUCGGCCAACAACCCGGAUGAUGUCAGACAGGAACUGAGGAAUGUAUUGAGCACCAUGAAACCAGGUGCAGAGGAGGAAGCCAUCUUCAUGCCAGAGAGGACGCUGGGUAACAAGCCGAAGGUGGUCAGGGACGAGGAGGUGAACGGGGAGUACGGCCUGGUCAUCAACGGACACAGUCUGGCCUAUGCCCUGGAGCAUAGCAUGGAGCUGUUGUUCCUGCGUACAGCCUGUCUGUGUAAGACGGUGAUCUGCUGUAGAGUGACACCACUACAGAAAGCCCAGGUGGUUGAGCUGGUCAAGAAAUACAAACAGGCUGUCACUCUGGCCAUAGGAGACGGGGCCAAUGACGUCAGCAUGAUUAAAGCUGCUCAUAUAGGUGUAGGUAUAAGCGGUCAGGAAGGUAUGCAGGCGGUCCUGUCCUCAGACUACUCCUUUGCUCAGUUCCGCUUUCUCGAGCGCCUCCUCCUGGUCCACGGCCGCUGGUCCUACCUGAGGAUGUGUAAAUUCCUGCGCUACUUCUUCUACAAGAACUUCACUUUUACCUUCGUUCACUUCUGGUACGCCUUCUUCUGCGGCUUCUCAGCACAGACGGUCUAUGAUGAGUGGUUCAUCACUCUGUAUAACCUGGUCUACACGGCACUUCCUGUACUGGGCAUGAGUCUGUUUGACCAGGAUGUGAAUGACAUGUGGAGUUUCCAGCACCCCAAUCUGUACGUUCCAGGCCAGUUGAAUCAGUACUUCAGUAAGACAGCCUUCUUUAAGUGUGCCCUCCACAGUGUCUACAGCUCAGUAGUGCUGUUCUUCAUCCCCUACGCUGCCAUGUACGACACGGUCCGAGACGACGGGCGAGACAUUGCUGACUACCAGUCCUUCGCCCUGCUGGCCCAGACCUGUCUGGUCAUCACCGUCUGUAUACAGCUGUGUCUGGACAUGUCCUACUGGACAGCGGUCAACCAGUUCUUUGUGUGGGGGAGUCUGGCCAUGUACUUUGUUGUCACCUUCAGCAUGUACAGUAAUGGCACGCAUAUCACCUUCCCUGCAUCCUUCCCCUUCAUCGGCACAGCCAGGAACUCUCUGAACCAGCCCAACGUGUGGCUGACCAUCCUGCUUACCUCCAUCCUCUGUGUACUUCCUGUGGUUGCCUACCGCUUCCUGUUGAUACAGCUCCGCCCCACCAUCAACGACAAGGUGAUGUUCAAGGUGAGACAGGCCAAGGCCACGCCCCCUCUCCCAGCACGACGAGCCAGGAUGCGGCGUACCAGCUCCCGCCGCUCCGGAUACGCCUUCUCGCACGCACAGGGCUACGGGGACCUGGUGACGUCCAACCAUUUCCUGCGCCGUCCCGCCAUCACGCGCUCCACCGCUUUCACCCCUCUGGGGCGCACCACCGGGUUCAGCCCCAUGGGCCGCUCGGCAGGAUACAGCCCCACUGGGAACGCUCUGAACUCCAGACCACAGGAGGUGGAGGUGACAUCACUACAGAUGUACCGGAUGGUGCGAGACUCCGCCUUCUGAAGAACUGCACAGUGCGAGACCCCGCCUUCUGAAGAACUGCACAGUGCGAGAUCCCGCCUUCUGAAGAACUGCACAGUGCGAGACCCCGCCUUCUGAAGAACUGCACAUUGCGAGACCCCUCCUUCUGAGGGAAGAGAGGAAGAGGAAGUGGAGGAGUUGUUGUUUACAGAGGACCAAAUCAGUGGAUGUGAUAUGUAAAAAAUAUAUAUCCUAAACAUUGACACAUACUGUAACUGUACACACACAAAUCUCUAUGACGACUGACUUGUCGAAGCGUUCCAAAGACAGCCCCUUGUAUCUGAUUGGUCACGCUCUCUUCCCCCCCCCCCCCCCGCUUCAUUGCCUCUCCUGUUCCAAUCAUUGGCCUUGUGUUCUAUCAAGACUGUUGUCAUGGGGAAACAAACCUCUCCUGUUCCAAUCAAUGGCCUUGUGUUCCAUCAGGACUGUUGUCAUGGGGAAACAAACCUCUCCUGUUCCAAUCAAUGGCCUUGUGUUCCAUCAGGACUGUUGUCAUGGGGAAACAAACCUCUCCUGUUCCAAUCAUUGGCCUUGUGUUCCAUCAGGACUGUUGUCAUGGAGAAACAAACCUUUCCUGUUCCAAUCAUUGGCCUUGUGUUCCAUCAGGACUGUUGUCAUGGGGAAACAAACCUCUACAGGUCAACUGUAUGCUAUAUUGUCUGUCAACCGAGGAUAAACUAUUACACUAUACUACAAUAUGACUGCUGUGACACCAUAGGAUCGUAUACUACACUGUGACUCUGUACUCAGUGCUGUGACACCAUAGGAUUGUAUGACUCUGUCCUCAGUGCUGUGACACCAUAGGAACAUUAAGACAUUAAAACAUUAAGAACACCUUAAAAAUAUUGAGUCACCCCCCCCCCCCCACACACACAGCUUUUGCCCUUUCAGAACAGCCUCAAUUAGUCAGAGUAUGGGCUCUACAAGGAAUCGAAAGCAUUCCACAAGAAUGCUGGUCCAUGUUGACUCCAUUGCUUCCCACAGUUGUGUCAAAUUGGCUGGAUGUCCUUUGGUUGGUGGACCAUUCUUGAUACACAUGGGAAAAUGUUGAGCAUGAAAAACCCAGCAGCUUUGCAGUUCUUGACACAAACAGAUGCACCUGGCACAUACUACCAUACCCUGUUCAAAGGCACUUAAAUAUUUUGUCUUGCCCAGUCACCCUUUCAAAGACACACAUACACAAUCCAUCUCAAUUGUCUCAAGGCUUAAAAAUCCUUCUUUAACCUGUCUCCUCCCUUUCACCUACACUGAUUGUCAAUAAGGGAUCAUAGCGUUCACUUGGAUUCACCUGGUCGGUCUGUGUCAUGGAAAUAGCAGGUGUUCUUAAUGUUUUGUCCACUCAGUGUAUACUACAGUAUGACUUUGUACUGUGACGCCAUAGGAACGCACUAAACCAAAGACCAGACCAAACCUCUCAGAGUCGUGGGCUUUAUUCCUUCUUCUAUCCUCACCAGCAACAAGCCCUCUCUUCUCCCACUGUGAUAAUACCAGUCUACAAUCACACAGGUGUAGAGAUGUACUGUACACUCCAACACUAACCACGGAGGGAGUUGGUAGGAUGUAUACCUUUCCUGUCUCUGGUCCACACUCCAUUCCAGUUGGUGGCGGUAAUGCACCUUAAUGUUGGUUGCCAACCUUCAUAAAAAAUCCACAGAAGAAGAUUGUGGGAGGUAAGAUGGAGGCUAUCACCAGCAAAAUCCUGAUUGUAUGGAUAAGUGAUUUUGCCCUUUACACCAUGGAAUGUAUUUUUUUGUAUAUAUAUAUAUAUAUACACAUUUAGCUGAAAAACUAACUAUGGACUUGAUCCAGUGAUGUUUGACAUUUUUUUACAUUUUUAUAGAGGAAAUAGAAGAUCUAUCUUCUGUUCAGUGUUGUUCAUCCAAGGGCUGAAUACGUUUUCAUCCUGAAUGGGAUAGUGAAAUGGUUAGCAUGCUAUCCAUUAGCCUGUGGACCACCUCAUCCUGAAUGAGAUAGUAUCAUGGUUAGCACGCUAGCCGUUAGCCUGUGGAGCAGCUAUAUCUCAAUGGGAGAGUGACAUGGUUAGCAUGCUAGCCGUUAGCCUGUGGAGCAGCUAUAUCUCAAUGGGAGAGUGACAUGGUUGGCAUGAUAGCUGUUAGCCUGUGGAGCGGCUAUAUCUCAAUGGGCGAGUGACAUGGUUAGCAUGCUAUCUGUUAGCCUGUUUAGCGGCUGUACUUGAUGUCGGUCCGGUCGGUGCUAUAGUAAAGUGUUACCCCAGUGGGCAUACACUGGUUGAAUCAACAUUGUGUCAAUGUCAUUUGUCAACAUAUUGUGAUGUGGAAUCUACAUAGAAAAAUCAUAUUUGAGUGGAUUUGGAAUAUGUCCCCAACUAGUACUGUUUUCAUCUAAUUUCAACCAUUGAAAUUAGGGUAAUUUAAAUACUAUGACUUAACCUGACUAACAGGUUGUUUCCUUAAUCUAAUAAUCAUCAUCACUUUAUAUUUAGAACUAGUGUAAAAAAUUGCACGUAGAUAUGUAAAACAUUUGUUAUCCUAUAGACUAUAUAUUGGGUGGUUGAAAUGGUUUAAUUUCAUAUUUGAUUAGACAUAUUUGACCUGGUUUCAAUGUUGAUAGUUAAAUGGUAUAUUUGAAUCAACAUCAUUGUUUUAAUGCAAUGCCAUCAACCUAAAUAAAGCGGUAUAUUGAAAUAAAAAGUGAAGCCACA
Messenger RNA from Oncorhynchus kisutch (coho salmon), 6943 nucleotides. Its product is annotated as phospholipid-transporting ATPase ID. Gene Ontology annotation, biological process: Golgi organization; phospholipid translocation. Lineage: Eukaryota; Metazoa; Chordata; Actinopteri; Salmoniformes; Salmonidae. The record is from RefSeq and is a predicted model, not a curated record. Gene Ontology annotation, cellular component: trans-Golgi network; plasma membrane. Bases 613 to 4242 code for a protein of 1209 amino acids. The transcript is spliced from 28 exons. Gene Ontology annotation, molecular function: magnesium ion binding; ATPase-coupled intramembrane lipid carrier activity; ATP binding.